This is a messenger RNA of Anopheles arabiensis, 4826 nucleotides long. Its product is annotated as LIM and SH3 domain protein Lasp-like. Gene Ontology annotation, cellular component: membrane. Gene Ontology annotation, molecular function: growth factor activity. The transcript has 6 exons. The record is from RefSeq and is a predicted model, not a curated record. Gene Ontology annotation, biological process: hemocyte migration. NCBI's taxonomy places the organism in Eukaryota, Metazoa, Arthropoda, Insecta, Diptera, Culicidae. Bases 1120 to 3375 code for a protein of 751 amino acids.
UUCUACAGACUUCCUCGACCAGAUACGUCGGGUUUUCGCGCGCGUACAGACCGUCCUCGAGAGCUCGAGGCAGGCUCGAUUUUCUUCAUCACAUCACAUCCCGGGGUACGUAAAGAAUCGCGUACGGCUAACAUCACCCGCUACAAAGGAGCACGCUCCUCGUACACAAAAAUGUAGCAACAGCAACAGCAAAAAAAACACCAAAAGGAUAUCGAAUGUGUGUGAAGUUCAAGAAUUCAAGCAUUGUCUUCUCGCCUUUUGAAAUAAAUCAUUCUCCCUUAAAAAGUGAGUGUAAUUAAACAAAAAAUUGUUAUAAUACCAUCCUAAACCUACAAACCCACGCAGUGCUUAAUGUCAAUUCGCACCCGCGCGAGCAGAGUGAGCGCAGACAGAGGAGGAUCGUUAUCAUUGAGGUGAAGCGGAAUUCGGAGCAAUGGAAACUGGGUCCGCUCGGUGGUGCUGCUGAAGGUAAAUUCUCGUUCCACCUCCAAUGCGUUCCGAUCGAUCUUUGCAGGAGAAAUGCUGUGUGCAGUACGUGUAUGAGGCGAGUGCAAUUAAAGAAUCUUGGGCUGAAACUUGGUCAGGAAUAAACCAAACGGAUCGGUUAGUGCGAGUGAAAAGAAAGGAGAAAGAGUGAGUCAGCGAGGAGAGAAGUACACAUUUCCCUCAUUUUCCUUUUUUUGAGCACACACAUGUGUGCCUGAUGUGUUUAUACUGUAAAAGAAGAAGAGCGUGAUCUCGUUUCCUCCCCCCCCUACCCAUUUGCCUCGCUUUCGAUCUGAUUGAUCGAUGAUUGACAGAGCCGCAGACAAGGUGGGCUCCACGUGCCGAGUGACAAGUGUUUGCGUGUGUAGAACACGUGUGCGUUCUAAAGUGCCGGUCCCGUAUUUAUUUCAAAAUUUCUUUCGUUUUGGCUUUGACGAAAGGAGCGUAAAGCAGAGUGAAACAUAAUCAUUCGGAAUAAAAAUCUAUACAGUGAAUUUAAAUAAAAACCCGCGCAAGGCUACACGCGAGCGUUGUCCCGAAGUGCUCGUGCAAGUGUGCUAAUCAGUGUGUCUAAGUGUCGUGUGUCGUGUGUGUGUGUUCGUUGUUCUGUGUUUGUCUGAGCCGGGGUUAAUCAUGAAAUCAUCCAUGGCGAUUACGAAAAGUGCGGCCUUUCGGUUUCUGCUGCUUCUGCAUUUAUUUUUGAAAGUGAAAAUGUGUGUCGGCUUCGUCGAUGCGGCGUCGGCGGUCGGGGCCGCCGGUGACAGUGACAUUAAUUAUGACGACGACAGUGACGAGUGGCUGGGUGUGGCGGGCGGUGGAGAGGGGACGGCAAAUCGGGUCGCCUGGUCCGUACCGUCCUCCUCCUCCUCCGCCUCUGCCAGCAACAUUCCGCCGGCGCCGGCCAAUUUAAUGCGCUGGGAGCCUGGCCGCGACCCCCCGGCAGCGGGCCGGUACCGCAUGCAUCACGUUCGGCAUGAGCAGCACUACUUGAAACAGCGGCCAGCAAAGUUGCCAAAUCCUUCGACGGAAUCGACGCUGGUGGCCGCCGCCGAACGGGACCCGUACCGGGCGCAUACCGUGACAGGGGCAGAUCAGCAGCAGCAGCAGCAGCAGCAAAAAGCGCAACAUCACAGUCAUCAUCAUCAUCACCAUCAUCACCAGCAGCAGCAGCAUCCUCGCUCGCAUCAUGCGCAGCAUUACAAGCACCAUCGGAAAACGGGUGCCGAUGGUUCGGAGGAGGAAGUGGGCCCGAUCAUCGGUUCGUCACGCUCCUUCUCGAACGAGCGGAGGCAUUGGUUCGAGCAGGGAAGCUUCAAGGAUGCGUGGAACAGUAUGAGUGGAACCGGGCGUGAUGAUCGUCAGGUAGCAGCGAUCAACAGGAAGCGAUCAGCCUCAUCCUUCCACUCACUUUCCUCCAACGCUCUACCAGACGCGUCAGGAUCAAGAAGCUCCCAUGCGGUGUCCUCACGCGAUCGCACCUCAAAGCAGUCGUCCCAGAAAUCCUCCUCAUCAUCAUCCAUCAGUCCUGGCAGCAAGAACUACUUCGAGCAAUUACUGAACAACUAUAAAAACAGUUCACCUUACUACAAAGAGUUGCACCAGGCGUCGAAAACUCCACAAACGAAAGCGCUGCCAUCGAGCAACAGACGCAAUCAGCGAAGUUCCGCUGAGGUAACGAAAUCGAAAGCCUCACAGCAGCAGCAGCAGCAACAGCAAGGCAUCGAUGGUGACCUCGACUAUCUGUACGACGACGAGACGGAGGAGAGCGUGCAGAAUGAUGCACCGGUCUCUGGCGGCACAAUGUCUACGAGUACGAGAGCUCCAGCAAGUACUACGACCAGCACCACCACGACGACGACGUCGACCACACCGAGAGCAAUCCUGUCUGCGAGCAGCGAUUCCGACGAAGCGAGUGGCGGUGGCUCGAACGAUGGCAGUGCAGCAGAUCCCAGCUACAGCUCGUACUACCAGAAAGCGUACGCAAUCCACUCGAACCCACGGCGCAACGGCAACAAUCGGUACAACUCGCUUACAAGGACGGCAGCAGCCUCACCGACGGCGGUAAACCAUCACAGCAAGCGCCCGCACUUCGAUAGGAUUGAUCCAGCCAAGCAAGUGGCCUAUCCCGGUAGAUAUCAAUCGUUCACCGAUUACAAGCAGGCAAACUUUGGCACGAAAGAUGCAGUCGAACGGUCCUACAGUGCGUACAGCAACAGUCAGCACGAACGACACCAGGCAAAACAGCACAUGGAGCGCAUGAUACGGGAAGGCAUGUGCAAGGUACCGAGGCCGAGGAUUGUCCCCGCGUCCAACGACCGUACGAAGCUGUUUACGCCCCAGUGUACGAUACUGCAUCGCUGCGAGGAUGAUACCGGGUGCUGUGGCCCAACGCAAACCUGCGCGCCCAAAACGACUAGCGAAGUUCAGCUGUACUUCUAUGUGAGUAGUGACUCCUACGUGCAAAACGUAGGACAACGACAGCAGAACACGAUUGCCCUUACCUUCAGCAACCACACAGAGUGCCAUUGCGUACAGCGCAGCAGUAGUAGUAGCGUCAGAAUGCAGAGCCACAACUUGCUGGAGCACAGUGCUGAAGGAAGCGAAGGAACGGGUGGUAGUAGUAGUAGCAGCAGCAGCUGCACCUGUCCUGGACCCUUCAAAUCAGUCAACGACGGCACAUUGCCGUGCUAUUGCGACUGUUUGUCCAGCGAUCAGGUCUGCGUUCGGUUUAAGGAGGGUUUUGAGAGCUUUUCCAUGGAAACGCGCAAAUGCAUCCGAAGUAAAAGGUGUACCGUUCCGCAGUGCGAGUACGGCUUGUACAACCCGCACGAGGGCAGAUGUCCGAAGAAAAGUGAUCGCAUCAACGAACAGUUCUCGCUGUACCGGUGAAGGGAAUCAACCAGCAGAGAGCUCGCGUACCAUCAAAACACGUUACCAAAACACAUUGGAACUAACAUCACGCCUCCCAGUAUCACCGAAUCGAAGCGAGACGUGCAGGCGUGAUAACACGGGAAGGAGAACCCUUGUUUUGUUCUUAUUGCAAGACAGUGCACAGAUCUUUGAGUGAAACAGACGAGAAAAAGGGCGAUGCAGAGAGCGAGAGCGAAACUUGAGUAGGAAUUAAGGUGGUUAUUCAGCGCUAUUUCCACAAGGUGUAUUAUUAUCCUGAUGACUACAGCAACAGCCCUCUGCGCUGUGCGGUCCCCUCCUCCUGCCAUGUUUAGCCAAUAUAUCGUAAAAUUAGCGUUUAGUUUAGUCGCAAACGUCACAGCGCCCACAGAGCACCCUGCAGCUGCCCUCCCUCGCGCGCUGAUGGGAUUUUGCUGGUUUAUGGGAGAAUAUGUAAUCGACAAUCUUCGAAAAUCCACUUAGAGCCUUCCCCAAGUCGUGCAACAUUUUGCGCUGACAUUAUUCGUUGAGUUUAGUGGCCUACUAGUAGAGUAUAUUGGAGCGCGUGUUACAGUGGUAGUGUUUGAGUUUAGCCUGUUAGCCGUGUUUUAGAUGAGUAUGUUGUACAUAUAAGCAGGAAGCAGCCAGAUUAGGGAAGCGAGCAAAAGAGAGAUAGUGUGUGUGUGUUUUUGUAAAAGAGUUCAUCGUUUUUCCCGUGUCUAUCAUCUUCCAUCCUUCUAUUUAAUCCUGUUGCUCGCAUUAUGAUGGGGCCCCAACUGGCGACCAAGUUGGGACCUGUGCUUACUUCGCAUCGACAAACUGCAUCGAGCUUAUUCCAAACGUACGCCCUCCUGCCUCCCGCAGUCCAAUCUUACAUUGCAAAGCCUCUCUCCAACGCCCCUACAGAUAAUCGAUGGCAAACAGUAUAAAUAUAUCUAUAAUAGUGGUACGACUCCAGCGAGCGGAUACGGCGCUCGACGUAGAAUAAAAUGGCAAGUGCAAGAACAGAAACAGAAAAACGUUGCGACAGGAACAAGGGUAUGUGCACGUUUUACCGCCGCCGCUUCACAUUACACAUUAAGCAUAGAUGCUAGUCACUUAAGAUUGAUAGUAUUACUACACUUAUACUUUUACCAGUACGUAUAUCUCGUAAGAAACUGCGAAAUACUUGAUGCAUCCUCUUUGUUUGCCACCGGUAUUGCGCCGCGCAGCAUCGGGGUACGGGGCUCUAGGAAAUCCAUCGCCACCCCUAACAAGCUGCUGCCCAAACAAGCUCAUUAAUCAUACACAAUCGUACACAAAAACAUACGCCCAAGCAGGCCAAUGAGAAAGCCCGUUACGACAGCAAAAGCGCGUGUUUCCAAUCGGAACUAGCUGUAAACGCGUUUCGAUUUUUUUUUUGUAAUGAAUUAAUUUUUAAAUAAAUCAACAUUUAAAUCGCACAACAUCAA